Cataglyphis hispanica is the source of this 3825-nucleotide messenger RNA. RefSeq lists its product as uncharacterized. Bases 4 to 3825 code for a protein of 1273 amino acids. The transcript is spliced from 4 exons. NCBI's taxonomy places the organism in Eukaryota, Metazoa, Arthropoda, Insecta, Hymenoptera, Formicidae. The record is from RefSeq and is a predicted model, not a curated record.
CCGAUGAUUAAUUUACCUUGUAACGCGGCCUCGAUGUCACAGGUCGCGCCCUGUCAGAGCGUACAGACAAGUCAGUAUAAUUUUCCAACAUGCCAACAACGGCAAACCAGUACUCAGCAAAUGCAAACUGCUACGUGCGGUCCGUGCUCCGGAACUUCUCAAGGACCGUUCGCUCAAAUUUACAAGCCGGACACUUAUGUAGUAACGCAUCAAUGUGCACCGCAAUCAAUAACAAAUCCGUGCCAUCCCGUCUUCCAAAAUCCGUGUAACCCCCCGCCGAGUUAUCCCAGCUGCGGCCAGCUGCCGCAAAAUAUUUUGGAUCAGAUUCGUGCGUGUGCCGCGCCCAUUUUCAUUCUACCCGGUAAUUGUCAACAAUCGCCGGCGCCUCAGCAACAACAGCAACCGACUUUGCCGCAGGCGAUGGCGACGAGUUUCCCUCCUCCGACAGCGUAUCCACCGAGUGGAUUAACUUAUCCGGCUGCGUGUUAUCCGCCACCGCCGCCGCCACCGCCGCCGUUUUAUCCUUAUCCCGUACCCGUGCCAUUUUACGAUCCGUCUGUUCGCGCGCGAGAUAUCCCGCAGAAUUGCGGAUGCUGCGGGAGAAGGGACGUCGACCCGAUGCAGAUCAAAAGUGUCGCGCGAACCGUCGGUUGUCGUUACGAUCUCGAUCUCGACGAGCAUCAUUGCGUGCCCACCACCGACGAUACCAUCUGCGCGAAGAGAAGCUGUCCCUCCUCGCUGCAUCUUCAAGCAUUGGCAUCUCAAUUCCUCUCGAUGCAGGGUAUCAUCGCGUGCGCCGCCACGCGAUUGAUAUUACGCAAAGUGCCCGGCUCAAAUGUAACUACCACCAUGGAGGAUACGAUGGCGAAGGCACAGAAAGCUAUAAAUAUUCUAACGAAGGAUCAGCUGUUAUCGGAGUCGAGGAAUGCGCAGCAAGUUAAUGCGCUCAUCAACUUGCACAUGACGGCCAAUCCGCCGCCAAAUAUCAUUCCGAUCCUCACUCUGAUACAGUUGAAAAUGAAUCUGCUGAAGGCACAGGUCGACGGUCUCGUCAAUCAAAAGAUUAUGGAAACUCAAGGCGUGGGUGUGGAGGUGGAAACGGAUCUUAUAGAUCCCACGUUUCUCGCUCUAAAAUCCGAUGCCGAGUUGCGAGACUUCCUAUCGAUAUUGCGACAAAAGGAAUGCGAUGAACGGGUGAACGUGAAUUUCGCACCUUAUCGCUCGCAGCGUGCGAUCGCGGAGUCUCGGCUGAGCAAUAUUCAAAACAAGAUUCGUCAGAUAGAGGCCGAGUUCGACCGUAGACGAUGUGCGAUGUUCCCGGCGCCGACAUUGACAUCGUGCGUCGUGCAGGAAUUCUCCAAACCAUGUUACUCGGCGAGAUUCGCGGAUCCUAGAUUGUUCUACAGCACAAUACCGCCAGACAUACCCCGCUCGCCCGAUCCGUUCAUCUGCGUAAAACCGCGAAGUCCCAAGAGGCUGUUGUUGAAGCCGUGCGGGAAGAAGCCCGAAACUAAGUCGACGCAAGUCAGUGCCCCUGUUCCGACAACCAGCACUGGCAAUACGUCAAAGACGGACGACGCUGGUGUCGGAACCACGAAGGAACCUCCCGCGACAGCCGACCUUCAGCAAUCUUCCAGCACGGAGGAUUGCCGCUGCGACAGGACGACGUCGGACGAGAGCGUCGAUGAGGCUAAAAAAAAACUCCGAUCGAGGAUCGUUGAGAUAAACGCGAAUAGUGUCGAGAAACCGUCCUUGAUGAAACUAACGUCGAACGUCUGCAUGAGAUACGGAACGAAUGCGCGAAAAUGCGAUGGGAAAAACGACGUGGAGACUCCAUGCGAAGCGAAACGUUGGAUAGCCAAAGCGUAUAUCAAUGUCGCCGACGAUGAAUCGGGAAGGACUUUAACGGGAUCGAAGAGCGGCGACACGAUUACGCUCCGCCAGAAGAUCGAUGCAGAGGACGUUUGUGAAUCGCGAGAUGCGAUUGAGAUUCGAGACUUGGACCAAAUGGAUCGGCAGGAAUUUACAAGUUCGGCGGAUCUGCGACAGUUUGAAAAACAAGCAGAGACUGCGAUCGCAAUUUCGAGAAAGAAUGAGGCAAUUAAGGACAUUGAGACUAGGCGCUUGCAAGAUGUCUCGUCGCCGAAAGCUGAGCGGACGGAGAUGAAAACCAUAACUAUUGCAGAAGUCACGGACGAUGAGCCAAUUUCGAGUGCGAUCGAGAAAAUGGAGCGAAAAUUACCGAACGACUAUACUUCAUCGCUAGAAAUUACGUUAAAGUCGAAAAGAGACCGGCACGAGGAUGAUCAAAAAGAUAAAAACGACAAAAUCUUAUCCGCGAUUGAAACUAUGGAGCAGAGCGCAAAUCAAGUGCCAAUAAACAAAAGCAAGAAAAAAACGAGAUUUCAUAUUGUUUCGUUGCUGACGAAUAUCAUAUAUAAUAUCGAAAAUUCUAAAUAUCAAAGUAAUAAGAGAAUUAAUAAGAAAAUAGUAACAAAAGAGAUGAAUAUAACUAACGAUCCGGAUAUUGAAAAAUUGAAUAAAUACAAUUCGAUAGAAAAUCUAAGAAAUAUCAUCGCGCAUGAUAUUAUCGGAAAAAAUUAUUCACAAAACAUAUUUCUACGAAAACUUGAAGAUUUUUCAAAGCUUUGCGUCAAUCGUCAAUGCCAGACUGCAUCUAAGGAAAAGAAAACAUCUGCUUUUUUGUUAAAAGUAUAUCUCUUUCCUCCAUUCAAGAAUCUGCAUGAAUAUAUGGCAGAUAAUGAGAGAAACGGAAACGACGUAGGAGUUUAUCCAAGUCCGAUAACGAGAGCGGGAAUUACGGCUAGGAAACGUUUAUCCCACUGGAACGAUGUCGCAAAAAAUACCCCGGAAACUCGUUACAAGGAUAACGCGCGUUAUCCGCCUUCCAGUGUAGGAUGUGAAGAAAGUUUCGUUUCAGAAAUAUUUUCUGUUAUCGCCAAUCGCGUGAUUACAUUCAUCAAUAAAAUAAUUACAUUUAACGGAAAAUUGUCAUAUCCGAAUCGUAGCGUAAUAUUACGUAAAAGUUUAAACAUUGAUGCCUUGCGAAAAGACGUUCAGAAAUGCAGUCACUCCGAUGUAAUCUUAAAAGAUCACGAUUUACUCGGAAAUAUUUUGCAUCGUUCGCUUGACUCGAAUCGAGAAACACUUGGUACUAGUAAACGUGAUAUUCACGGCGCGAGUUUAUUACGGGUUUCUACGGUAGAAGAAUACAAUAGGAUACAUAAAAUAAGACAUUCGAUAAUUCAAGAUAAAGAAAACGGUGCGGAAUGUUUAUUGAUCGAUACAUCGAGUCGUGAUUGUAAUCUGACACAGAUACGUAAUUUGGGACGCCCUUACGAGAUCCAGAGAAGUCUCCUGAUACGAAGUCGAUUAAAAAAUCGUUCAAAUAGGCAAGAUCAUCCACAUCCUUUAUUGAUUUUGAAACGUACUGAGAAAAAUGUAUCUCAAAAAUUCCAUCAAGCGAGAUGUAACGAAGAUGUAGGAAUGAUUAAAGAAAGAAAAAUACACAAAUUGAGGAGUAGCGAGAAAUUCUGGGCGUUAUCGAAAGUUAUAAAAACGUGCGAUAAAGUAUCAGAAAUGAGGGAAUACGGUACUAAAUUCAAAGAAGUUUUACGCGAAUAUUCGCACGAUGAUAUUAUAAAUGAUAACGCAUUUACCGUGCAAAAACAUGCAAUUGUCGAUAAUAUCGCAGCUGAUGAUGAACUCGUGAUAAACGUUCACGAUUAUUCCGGAUUUCAAACUGAAAUAAAUACGAAUACGUAUAAAAAUCGUAGCUUAUGUUUAUUAUUAUCUAGCAACUGA